AUGUACCUUAAUCUCUACAUCCUGUACCCAAACCCCUACAUCCUGUACCCUACUGCCUGCAUCCUGUAUCCUAACCCCUACUUCCUUUACCCUAAUCCCUGCAUCCUGUUUCUUAACCCCUACAUCCUGUACCCUAACCCCUGUAUCCUGUACCCAAACCCCUACAUCCUGUACCCUACUGCCUGCAUCCUGUAUCCUAACCCCUACUUCCUUUACCCUAAUCCCUGCAUCCUGUUUCUUAACCCCUACAUCCUGUACCCUAACCCCUACAUCCUGUACCCUAACUCCUACAUCCUGUACCCUAACCCCUACAUCCUGUACCCUAACCCUUGCAUCAUGUACACUACCCCCUGCAUCCUAUACUCUACCCCCUGCAUCCUGUACCCUAACCGCUGCAUCCCGUACCCUCACCCCUACAUCCCGUACCCUACUCCCUACAUCCCGUACCCUAACCCCUGCAUCCUGUACCCUACUCCCUGCAUCCUUUACCCUAAUCCCUACAUCCUGUACCCAAACCCCUACAUCCUGUACCCUAACUCCUACAUCCUGUACCCUAACCCCUACAUCCUGUUUCUUAACCCCUGCAUCCCGUACCCUCACCCCUACAUCCUGUACCCUACUCCCUACAUCCCUACACCCUGCAUCAUAUUCUCUACCCCCUGCAUCCUGUACCCUAACCCCUGCAUCCCGUACCCUAACCCCUACAUCCUGUACCCCAACAUCUGCAUCCUGUACCCUACCCCCUGCAUCCUAUACUCUACCCCCUGCAUCCUGUACCCUAACCCCUACAUCCUGUACCCUAACCCCUACAUCCUGUACCCUAACCCCAUUAUAUAA
Pangasianodon hypophthalmus (striped catfish) is the source of this 837-nucleotide messenger RNA. Its product is annotated as putative proline-rich protein 21. Bases 1 to 837 code for a protein of 278 amino acids. The record is from RefSeq and is a predicted model, not a curated record. NCBI's taxonomy places the organism in Eukaryota, Metazoa, Chordata, Actinopteri, Siluriformes, Pangasiidae. The transcript is spliced from 2 exons.